Ustilago hordei is the source of this 1725-nucleotide messenger RNA. RefSeq lists its product as uncharacterized. Gene Ontology annotation, cellular component: glucosidase II complex. The transcript has a single exon. Gene Ontology annotation, biological process: N-glycan processing. The record is from RefSeq and is a predicted model, not a curated record. NCBI's taxonomy places the organism in Eukaryota, Fungi, Basidiomycota, Ustilaginomycetes, Ustilaginales, Ustilaginaceae. Bases 1 to 1725 code for a protein of 574 amino acids.
AUGGUCCGUUUCAACUUGGCCGUUGCUGCCCUUGCAGCUGGAGCGAUCUCGGCAUCCGCAUCGGCAUCCGCUUCCUCCCCCACCACAACUGAAGCUCUACGCGGAAUCUCAGCCGCAGACGCAGCCAAGUACCAAGCCAUCAAAACCGAGUCGGGCCAACUUGGAUGGAAGUGUCUCGAUGGCUCCAAAGAGAUUCCCUGGACUGCUAUCAACGACGACUAUUGCGAUUGUGCAGAUGGAUCGGACGAACGAGGUACUUCUGCUUGUCCGAAUUCGGCCUUCUACUGUGCCAAUAGCGGACAUCUUCCCGCCUACAUCCCUUCCAGUCGUGUCGAUGAUGGUAUUUGCGAUCCCGAGUGUUGCGAUGGCUCGGAUGAGGCGGAUGGCAAAGUACACUGUCCCGAUCGAUGCGAAAAAGUGGGAAAGGAGUAUCGUAAGAAGAUGGCCGAGCUGGACAACUUGCGUAGAGCGGGAGCCAAGAUCAGAGACAAGUACAUUGCAGACGGUCGCAAGCAGAAGCAGUUGCUAGAAGCAGAGAUCGCAAAACUCCAAAUCCAAGAACAAGUGGCCGCUGAGAAGGAAGCUCGACUGAAAAACCAGCUGACACGAGCAGAGACCUCGGACAAGGCGGCGAUGGAUGCAAAGAUCAAGACGCCCUUGUACGCCAAGUUGUCGCAGCAUCAGCAGGCGAUCAAGCACUUGAACCACAAGAAUGCUGCUCUCAAGUCCGAACUUGAGACUCUGACGCUGCUGUUGGAUGAUCUGGCCAAGGGAUACAACCCCAACUAUCAAGAUAUGGCGGUGAAAGGCGCUGUCCUUGCUUACAAGCAAUGGCGCACUUCUGCCACUAACUCUGCCGAAGCGCAAGGCCAAAGCACCGUCGACCAGCUUGCUGCGGAAAAGAGAAAACUGACUCAACUGCUGGAUGAAGGCGACUGGCCGGCAUCAAAGCUUUCCGCACUCCUCGCCCAAGACCCGCUGGACAUUAUGGAGGGCGGUAUUGCAGACCAGAAGCGCCUCACAACCGAAUGGGAGGGUGGGCUUCUGUUCCGCAUCCACGAAUACCUGCCGGAUGCAGUAGUGCCUUAUUUCGAAGCCAUGGUGGACACUCUGCUCGAUGUUCUAAUCAAAGCCAACGUGAUCACUGAUGUUAAACGGAUGCGACCCAAAUCCGCCUCCUCUCCUAGCAGCACCGAAUCGGAAGCGGAAAGCAUCACCUCGGCUCGCCUCGCCCACUCGAAUGCGGCCGCGCAGCUUUCUCGCAUCACCAACGAGCUUGGCAGCUGUAGAGAGAAACUCUCGCAAUUCUCUACCCGCUACGGUCGCUCGGCGGAAUUCAAAGCUCUGGAAAACAAAUGCAUCUCCAAAGAUACAGGAGAAUACACAUACGAAUACUGCUUCUUUGGUCGUGCGACACAAAUCCCCAACAACGGCGGCGCACACAUCUCACUAGGCACGUUUGCCAACUUCAACCCCAAAAACGAUAGCACCUGGCAGCAGGAUCACUAUUGGCUGCAACAGAUCUACGCAAGAGGGCAAAAGUGUUGGAAUGGUCCACAGAGAAGUACGCUCGUUCAACUGCAAUGUGGAGUGGAGAACAGCAUCGAGCAUGUUUUCGAGGCGGAGAAAUGCAUCUAUAGCUUCACCGUUGCAACUCCAGCUGUUUGCUUUCCAGUAGAGCACAGCCAGAAGCAGGCGCAUCAUGACGUGAAGGACGAACUCUAG